GACGUCAGGCGGCAGCUAUUCGCUCCGAUGCGAAGCAGCAAGUAUGGCUGUCAGUCAUAUCAUAAGUGUCAAAACGUUGUCGCGUGUCACGUUGGAUCGUCUAUAAACACGUUUACCUGAGCUCGUGGGGCACCGGCAUGGACAAUAUCAGGGACGGCUGGUUUAAGGAGACGUGCACAUUAUGGCCCGGCCAAGCCACGAGUCUCCAAGUGGAAGAGGUCCUCUACCACAAGAAAUCCAAAUUUCAAGACGUGUUGGUGUUCAAGAGUAAAACGUACGGCAACGUGUUGGUACUGGAUGGAGUGAUCCAGUGCACGGAGAGGGAUGAGUUUGCAUAUCAGGAAAUGAUUGCCAACCUCCCCCUGUAUAGCCACCCUUGCCCCAGAAAGGUUCUCAUUAUUGGCGGUGGUGAUGGUGGUGUGCUGAGGGAAGUGGUGAAGAAUGCUCACGUAGAGUCAGUGGUCCUCUGUGAGAUCGACAAGGACGUUAUUGAUGUCUCAAAGAAGUUCCUCCCAGGCAUGGCCAAAGGUUUCUUCAGUCCAAAGCUCACCCUCCAUGUUGGAGAUGGCUUUGAAUUUAUGAAGCAAAACCAAGAUGCCUUUGACAUCAUUAUUACUGAUUCAUCCGACCCUGUUGGCCCUGCUGAAAGUUUAUUCAAGGAGAGUUACUAUCAACUGAUGAAGACAGCAUUAACCAAAGGCGGAAUUCUCUGCUCCCAGGGAGAGUGUCAAUGGCUGCAUUUGGACCUGAUAAAGGAAAUGCAAACCUUUUGCAAGACCUUAUUCCCAGUGGUGGCCUAUGCCUACGGCACCAUCCCAACUUAUCCCAGUGGCCAAAUUGGAUUCAUGCUAUGCAGUAAGAACCCUGAAACACAUUUCCGGAAGCCGAUGAAAGAACUUUCAAAAUCAGAACUGGAAAGCAUGAACUUGAAAUAUUAUAACACUGAGAUUCACAAAGCAGCAUUCGUCCUCCCAGAGUUUGCAAGAAAGGUACUCAAAGACGUUUGAUUGGCCACAGCAGAGCAAUGUGUUCAUCCUCCACCUGCUCCUCAGUCCACAGAUAAACAAAUACAGCUUCUCCUCCUCCUCAGUGCUGUUAAACUCCCUCGAAAGUGUAGCCCCGUCAAGAUUUCAAGGUGUGUUUGUGGGAUGGGGGCAUUUGCUUCGUGUUACUAUCCAUCGUUCCAGUCCGAAACAACACCAGGGUUUGUUUAUUUCCUGUUUUCUUCCAUUAGUCAUGUUAAUAGUGAGCUUGCCUCAUGAGGAAUUAACGGCAUCCAACACUGACCUCACGCUAAAGGACUGUACUGUUCAAAUUGCAUCUGUGCAUCUCACAUAAUGUUACAUGCAAUGUAUUGUUCCACUUUCAUUGAAACAUUUUCUUUGUUCAAAGGAAUGUCAGUGCAAGCCAUCUACAUAUGUUGAGAAUACAAACACAUCCUCAUGAAUUUGGAAAGGAAUGCACCUCAGUGGGUUUUUUGAUUAAUCUGGUUCUGUACGUAUUAACAGUCAGGUAGAAAACGCUCCCUUUAAAAGCAGAUGAUACACUUAGAACUGGAGCUGCGACAUUUUAUUAAAAUGCUAAAUCAUACAAUUACUGGGGGUUUGGCUAAUGGGAGGAAGCUUGUACUGUGUUAAGCCUUACCGUGGGAUGGCGUCAUAUUACAGUGCAGUUGUUUAGCUAACAUCUGAAACCAAUUGCUGUGGAUCUGUACGGAAAAAAAUGCAAUUGUUUUUUUUUGUUUUUUUUUUUAAAUAAAACUCAUCAACUGUAA
Molecule: messenger RNA, 1774 nt
Organism: Phyllopteryx taeniolatus (common seadragon)
Lineage: Eukaryota; Metazoa; Chordata; Actinopteri; Syngnathiformes; Syngnathidae
Gene: srm
Product: spermidine synthase
Exons: 8
Coding region: 138-1007 (289 amino acids)
Biological process (GO): spermidine biosynthetic process
Cellular component (GO): cytosol
Molecular function (GO): spermidine synthase activity
Source: RefSeq, a predicted model, not a curated record